Aaosphaeria arxii CBS 175.79 is the source of this 594-nucleotide messenger RNA. RefSeq lists its product as uncharacterized. The record is from RefSeq and is a predicted model, not a curated record. The transcript has 2 exons. Lineage: Eukaryota; Fungi; Ascomycota; Dothideomycetes; Pleosporales. Bases 1 to 594 code for a protein of 197 amino acids. Gene Ontology annotation, biological process: iron-sulfur cluster assembly.
AUGGAGGACGAUAAGCAAAACGCCAACCCCACUAUCCUCAACCCCUCAGACCUUCCCUCUCGCCAUAGGGAAGCAGUCGCGAAGAAGCGGGAGGAUGGAGGCACAGGGCUCUUUGAUGAUCUCAUUCCUGCAUACAACUACCUGAAUGAUCCCUUCGAGCAGUCAUAUUCGUCCUCCGACUCCGAUGACGGCUCCGUGGAAGACAUUGAUGAGCAAGAGAUUUAUGACCUCAUAUCGUCCAUUUCCGAUCCCGAACAUCCCCUCUCCCUUGGUUCCCUGGCUGUUGUCAACCUACCGGACAUCUUCAUACAGCCACCGCAAUCUCCACACUCGUCUAUAAGCACUGUCCUUGUAGAAAUAACACCCACGAUUACACACUGCUCCUUAGCUACCGUCAUUGGCUUGGGAGUUCGCGUCCGACUUGAGCAAGCGCUGCCUCCCCGGUUCCGAAUUGAUGUUCGCAUCAAGAAGGGUACGCAUAGCACUGAUGAGGCAGUCAACAAACAGCUUGGUGAUAAAGAAAGAGUUGCUGCUGCAUUGGAGAACGGUACACUUAUGGGUGUCAUAAGGAAGAUGCUCGUAACUUGCGAGUAG